This is a messenger RNA of Ectocarpus sp. CCAP 1310/34, 1674 nucleotides long. NCBI's taxonomy places the organism in Eukaryota, Phaeophyceae, Ectocarpales, Ectocarpaceae. The record is from the annotation of a GenBank genome assembly.
GUGGAAGGGAUGGUAAAGGCGGAGCAUUCGCAGCGCCUCCGCCGAGCCCGGCCCGCUACGGCCAAUGGCACGCCGAAAUCGACGGUCGCCGUUCCUCACCAGACUACGGCCGCGGACGGCCAACCGGCGGAAGUGACAACGGUCAGCGGGGCGGCGAGUGAUGGCGGGAGCGCCAUGGCGGCGGCUGCCGCCGCCGCCGCGUCAGCGAUAACAGCAGCGGCGGCGGCGGCGGCGGCAGCAGGGACGCCGCAGCCUCCUGCUUCAUCGGCAAUCCCCCCCACGGGGUCACCGGCGCCGCCGCCUUCUGAGAUGCAGCAGCGCCAGAAUGGAGUGGCGACAGUUGAAGGAGGAGGGGAGGCUGUAGAUCGAGGGGGAAAUGGCGGCUUCGAGAGAGGAGCUAGCAGAGGGGAGGUUGCCGACGACGAGGAACAGCAGCGAAGACCCGCCUCCGCGGCAGUGGUGGCGGCGGCGACCGAUACCGGCGGUAGUCGUGCGGUCGAGGAAGCCGGCGGCGGGGUGGGGACGCCGGGACGGCUGGGGCAAUUGUCGCCGCUGCCGCAGCAGCAUCACCCACGACACCAGCCCCUGCCCCAGCCGCAGCUGCCGCUACCUCUCGCCCACCCCCAGCAGCGCAAGGCGGCGGCACCGGGAGCAGUGACUCGANCCCGCCGCCAAGGAGGGGGGUAGUAGGUGAUUUGAUUCCUCGGUGCCACCCAGACCCCCCUCAACCAUGCCUAGCCAGCAUUUCAGCGCGUGGAUCCCAGGGAAGUGCCCUGCCCCCCCCCACCCCCCGCCAUACGGCCAUCCGCGGGCCCCCGGCCCGUCGUGUCGACUGGAUCGAUGGUUUCGCCGAUGCUUGCGAAGGUGCCUGCGGCAGAGGAGAGAGCGUAUGCUGAUUGUACCCGUCGCCGGGGUCUUGCCUUGUUUUGUUGAUUGUGGUUCUUGAGGAGAUUUUACCGGCAACUCUUUUGUCACGCUUUCUUUUGUGUCUUUGCUGCGCGUGUACGAUGCGCUGCUGCUUUGUAUAUGGUACGUACGUGGUAUAAAUUGUUUUUCGUGUAUUUUUUCAUCCCCUGUCGGGGGCCCACGAGAGCAGGAGGGGAUGGCAAGAGCAAGUGGCCCAGCCGUGCCGUCGCAGUUGUAAGGGUGUAAGUGGUCAUGAAGGUUUAUGUGGCAUACCUCGUCACACGUGCAAAGGUUUACGUGUUUCCAGACGUGGGGUGGCCCUCUCAACCGGUCUCGUCCAAGCCCUCUUGCGCUUGUGAAUUCCGUGAACUGGGAUUUCCGCGCAUACGUGCGGAAAGUCACUGCUCUGCCGAACGAAAGUGGUCGCUUAGCGCAAGGGGAUACUCUUGCUGUUAUUAGCAUGCUUUAUUGGGGGAGGCUAUUUAGAACCUGAUAGUAGAAUAGUGCCCACGCGAGACGUUGUUCGUGCGGACUUGACUCUUCUGCGAUUUGUUGCUAAUCCAUUCGUCCGAUGCACACAAGAAGCCGCCCGGGGCAUGGCUAAACAAGAUUUGGAUUGCUGAACAGCCUCCACCUUUGGUGGAUGCGCUGAGCAACGAGAAGCCAAAAGUCACGACGUGGACGGCUUUGUUCGGCCAGAGGAUAUAGACUAGAACCCCCCCCUGCCUCAAAUGGUCAUGUAGAACUCCCCAAGGCGUUCGUCUCCUA